AUGCUCAAGAUGAUGCGACUAGACGUCGUAAGCUGUGGAGCAGUUGACAUAUCACCCACAACUUUGGCAACUACAAAACAAAACAAUGCAAAGAGCGCUUCCGAAGAAACGAAGAGCUCUAGCGAGGAAAAGUGGACUCAGCACCCGGCCAUGCAGAACGACGAAGAGGUCGGCGGCGGAAGUAGCUCAGCGGCCGAGCAGCAGGUGGAACUGUCGGAAAAGGUGGCCGCCGCGCUGAAACGCGCGUCUGACAAGGUCGAGCUGUCGGAGUUACUGAGGGAGAAGUCUCACUUCUUUGAGCGAGCAGUGGAAAACGUUGGGCUCGGCGGUGAGGUCAGAAACUUGGCCAAAGAGGGCAUCAAGUUCGCAGCGAGGAGCGGCGCAAUCAACAGCCGCCCGCCCAAAAUGCUGCACUUUGCUGAGCCAGCGAGGCUCAUUUCCGUGCACGCGUGGCAGGAGGGCGACGAAUCAGCGGGGGAGCUGUUGUUCGUCUGGACGAUCCUUGCGGAUACCGAACACCCCUUUUACGUGCUUGGAUGCAGAGGACGGGUAACGUGUAUAUGUGUACCAUCCACAGCACCAUCCCUUGUGCUUGCUGGAACACAAGAUGGCACAGUUUGCUUGUGGGAUUUACAAGAGCCAGCAUCCAAUCACUCGACGAUGCUGCUCGGCUCGCAGACACUUGUUGUGCGCUCAUCCGCAUUCACCACAGCCUUGCUCAAGAGCUCUCAUGUGUUUGCGGUGCGCGGUCUGUGCAGCGUGGCCGGAGGUGAGCAGGUGGCCAGCGUGGAUCAAGAGGGUGAAAUGGCCGUAUGGUCGGUGGUAUGGGCGUCUGGAGGCCACCCUGACAGUGUUGAACGCGGAUGUCACCUCGUGCGUGGAGCCCAGAGAAAUUUGCGCGCUGAACUGGCGGACGGCGAGUCAGCCGAAGUGACUGAUGUGGUUUCAUCAGCUGAAAGACUACUUGUAGCUUUCGACACGGCCCUGGUCGUUGCCUUUUCCCCGCUGUCAUCUGUUGGAAGAAUAAAAAAGUACCCACCAACGAGAGGUCCAAUUUUAGGAGAGACUAUGUUGGCGAUCAAUCCUCGAUUGAAAAAUACAUUCGCUGUAUUGGACGGAUUUGGAGACGUCUCUGUUUUCGAUGCAAAGCACUCUCGGCCUCUCUGGCGACUGGCAGCUCACGCAGCCAUCCUCUCUUGGGCCAGCAGCGGUCUUCUUCUUUUGCACGCCGACCGAACACGUCUAUCUCUUUGGAGUCCUCCAACGGUAACCGGUGAGCAGACAGCCACCCACCUGGCCUCCUGUCAACUCCACAGCAAAGUCGAUCAAGUGACGGCAUCCAUUUCUACUGACAAUGUGGUUCUCACCACGUGCGACGGCGAGCUCGUCUCGAUUUCCAUCAGACGCGACCUCUCAGCAGCAUCAGCAAGAAAAUGAAUGAGACGCACACGCUAUGCGAUUUGUGCGAAUGUGAUGCGAGUGCCGCGCACAAGAUGAUGGGGCCCGAGGAAAUGACAUUAUUUUCAGAACAAUCAGUGUCUCGCCCUUGGGCAAGUGUAUAUCAACAAAUAAAUGCUUCUUCAUCCCAGUUGUAACGAAAAUAAUGACUA
Cloeon dipterum is the source of this 1610-nucleotide messenger RNA. RefSeq lists its product as uncharacterized. Bases 1 to 1437 code for a protein of 478 amino acids. Gene Ontology annotation, cellular component: cytoplasmic dynein complex. Gene Ontology annotation, biological process: intraciliary transport. NCBI's taxonomy places the organism in Eukaryota, Metazoa, Arthropoda, Insecta, Ephemeroptera, Baetidae. The transcript is spliced from 10 exons. Gene Ontology annotation, molecular function: dynein heavy chain binding; dynein light chain binding. The record is from RefSeq and is a predicted model, not a curated record.